This is a messenger RNA of Cloeon dipterum, 1119 nucleotides long. RefSeq names its product enhancer of split mbeta protein-like. Gene Ontology annotation, molecular function: DNA-binding transcription factor activity, RNA polymerase II-specific; RNA polymerase II cis-regulatory region sequence-specific DNA binding; protein dimerization activity. NCBI's taxonomy places the organism in Eukaryota, Metazoa, Arthropoda, Insecta, Ephemeroptera, Baetidae. The record is from RefSeq and is a predicted model, not a curated record. The transcript has 2 exons. Gene Ontology annotation, biological process: regulation of transcription by RNA polymerase II; regulation of neurogenesis; anterior/posterior pattern specification. The coding region runs from base 368 to 877 and encodes 169 amino acids. Gene Ontology annotation, cellular component: nucleus.
UGCGCGACGCGCGCUGCGAUCAGCCCUCGGGGAGCAUUGAUAUCGUAAUGUGCGCCGCAAUGACGCUAUGCCGCCGCUGCUGGGAAGAAGCCAAAAGGUAGAGGGACCUGGGGGGCUCUGCUCUGGCACGCCGCACGCACAGGUGUGUGUAUUUGUGUGUGUUCUUGCUGCCGGGGACGGAAUCCGGCCGAGAAGUGUGGGAACGCGGCUCUCGUUUCCCACGGCUCUCUCAGAGCACGGGCCCGGCGCGCACCUGGCUCUCCGCAGUUUGAUCACUUGAAAAAGGCCUCCCCUCCCUGCGGCACGCUCAUUCCGCCGCGAACCGCCGAGCAGGCAACAUACCCGCACUCGCACUCUCGCAGCCGAAAUGUACGCCGCCGAGCAAACGUGUCUCUCGCCUGACCAGCAGCCCAUCUCGCGCACCUACCAAUACAGAAAGGUGAUGAAACCGAUGCUGGAACGCAAACGCCGCGCCCGAAUCAACCGCUGCCUGGACGAGCUGAAGGAGUUGAUGGUGUCGGCUCUGCAGACCGAGGGCGAGAACGUGUCCAAGUUGGAGAAGGCCGACAUUCUGGAGCUGACCGUGCGCCACCUUCACCGUCUGCGGCGCCAGCAGCGCCGGCCCGCGUCCUUCGCCGACCGCUUCCGCGCCGGCUUCAGCCACUGCGCCUCCGAGGUGUCCCGCUGCCUCGCCACCGGGGUUGAGGGCGUGUCCGUCGACCCGCAGCUUGGACAGAGUCUGCUCGCCCACCUCGGAGAGCGCCUGCAGCAGCUGGAGGAGGACCCGCACCGGCCCGAGACGCCCCCUCUCAGCCCGCCGCUGACCGACACCGAGGUCGAGGCGGCCACCACCGGCGGCGUCUGGAGGCCCUGGUGAGCCCCUGAGAAGGAUCCUGAGCGCCCUUGCUGCGCAGACUGCUGUGACAUGUACCUGAGUCUGAUGUAAAUUAUUGAUUGUUUGAAUGUCUUACCUGAGUAAGACUCACCAUUAAGUAUAUAUUUUAUGGUACAAAGAGAUUAUUUGUAAUCUGAUAUCUGAUGAUUGACUGUAAGAGAGACACAGUUAAAUUUUAACCCCCAGUUGUGGUGGUUCAAAUAAAUCGCACAACUUAAAAUGAA